AUGCGGAGAGCCAUUGGCAGCAACGGCCACCGUCACGUCGAGAUGACAGAGCGUUAUCGCACGAGGAGAGAGGGCCUCGGCCAGGAACCGGAGGAACCUGUCAGCGGACCGCAUGGAGGGCAUCCUGACAUCCACGGCUCCCCAGCACGCGCGCAACCAUCGUCCCUCGAGCCUCGCCAAUUUCAUAUACCAGUCCUCCCGCCUCCUCCCUCUGAUCGUCGCCAGAAGAGCAACUUGGUCUGUCAUUGCUGUUGUCUCUCCUCCCGGUCGACUUCCACGCCAGCAGCUCAGCUCGCGAGAGAUACCGCCAUCGCCACCCCCACCCUCUCUGCUGCUCCUGCCCAUCCCGCAUCGCUCGAGUCCUCGUGUCGCCGACGUCCUGUGAGGCCGCGAGGUUCCUGCUCCCAGGCUGACAAGAGGUUCUGCGUUCGAUCCAUCAAGUGGCACAUGAGUAGCACGCUCCUGAAAUACUUCCUCCAGGAUGAUGUCGACAGCUUCAAACGCUUCCUGGCAAAUACCUCCGGUGGCCAGAGAACGGCGGGAGGAAUCACUACGCCCAAGACCGGGAGUCCCGGGGUUGCGUUAGGGUCUUCGCCGAACCCGUCUUCGAGGAACAAGAAAACCAGCGGUACCUCUCCUGGAUCCUCGUUCACCGAUCGCAGCGGUGUGCGCCCCAAUGCCACUGCCUUGUCCCGGGCGGAAGUGAAUGCGCGCGAUCAAUAUGGCCGCACCCUCCUGCAUCUCAUCGCUUCGUCGCCCAAACCUACUGCCAUUGAGUUUGCAACCGCCCUGCUAGAGGUUCCUUUCGUCGAUAUUUACGCUCAGGAUUUGGAGAGUGGGUGGACAGCCCUGCAUCGGGCUCUGUACGCUGGCAAUGCUUCAAUCGCCCAUGCGUUGAUGGCCCGGGAUAUGCGUGAUGCAACCGACUUCAGCACUCCCAAUGCAGCGCAUCAUCCGUCCGGGAGCCUGAUCAAGAUCAAGGACCGAGAGGGAAAUAGCCCUUUCGAUGUUUACGGGGCAACAAUCCUGGCCCGUGACAUCAAGCGGGUCGUACCGCAACGUGGUGACAAGCUCGUCCCGGAUCCGACAACUGCCGAUCCGGGUGACGGCGAUGCAUCCUCUAGCAACAAUUCGGAAUACGGAGGGGACAAUGGCGAGGACACGGGAGCCAGAGCGAUCCUGCGACCACGUGUCCAUCUGCAUGCUGAUGAAGUCUUCACCUUUGGGAGCAACAAGAAUUUGACUCUGGGCCUCGGCGAUGAAGACGACCGCCAGUUCCCCGAGAGAAUUUCGGUGGAGCGUCCGGAGCAUUUGUUACAACGAUUUUACCGGGAGCGUGAGGAGGUCCGGUCAAGUCGAAGGGAACACGACCAGUCUGCCAGCCAGGACAUCGGCUGUCCAACCGACCUGCCGGCUGUUAUCAGAAACAAGCCCGUUGUCUUUCAAGAUGUUGUGAUGUCCAAGCUUCAUACAGCAGUGCUGACGGAUGAUCCCGAGUCGAAUCUCUUCAUGUGUGGCUUUGGACCAGGUGGACGCCUGGGGACGGGCGACGAGGCGACCAGAUUCAGCUUCGUGUGCAUCGAAACGGGGGCGCUGGCAGGGAAGAAAAUUGUCUCGGUGGCCUUGGGUCAAGAUCAUUCCAUUGCCAUCUCCGAACAGGGAGAGGUUUUCACCUGGGGAAGCAACAAAUAUGGACAGCUAGGCUACAACCUCCCUCGAACGAGCACUAAGAACGACACGCCAAUCCAAACGACUCCAAGACAGAUCUUCAAUCCCUUCAAGCGCGAAAUCAUCCUUGGAGCAGCUGCCUCCUCCAUCCAUUCCGUGGUCUUUAGCGCCUCGGGGCUAUAUACUUUCGGCAAAAACGAAGGCCAGCUUGGCCUGGUUGAUUCAGAUGCACGUUCUCUUGAGAUGCAAGUCACUCCCCGGCGCGUUGGCGUCUCUUUGUUCAAUUCUCCGAUUCAGAUGGUCUCGGCUAUUGACCGGGCUACGACGGUGCUUCUCGAGAGCCACGAUGUCUGGGUCUUCACCCAGUAUGGUUACUCAAAGGUCGUUUUCCCUCUGGACUAUAGCUCCUCGUUCAUUAAAAACAGUUUUCUGGCUACGAGGUAUGGUAGUGCUGUCAAUCACAUCACCAAAGUCACCUCCGGCCGGAAUACCAUCUGUGCGAUGUCAAGCUUCGGCGAAGUAUAUACUGUGCAGGUGAACAGCAAACCUGACACCGGUUCUACCGCCGCUUCCACUACGAAUCCUUCGAAAAUCCGGAAUUCCUUGUCUCCACCAGAGCGGGUCUGGUCCGUCAGGAAGGCACAUAUGGCAGUCAGAGAUGUCGCUGUCGGACAGGAUGGCUCCAUCAUCAUCUGCACAACCUCUGGUUCGGCCUGGAGAAAGGAAAAGCGUACGAAGAUCAAGGAAGCUGGGUCCAAAGACUAUAAAUUCGUCCGUGUGCCUGGUCUUUCUAGGGUAGUUGGUGUGAGAAGCAACGCCUUCGGCGCCUACGCAGUACUCCAGCGAGAAUGCGACGUGGCCAGAGAGCAGAUCCAUGUUAGCCAGUCUACUUUGUGGCAUGAUUUCUUCCAGCUUCUGCCAUUCAAAGAUCUAACAACCACCGCUAGCGAUGUGACUGCGGAGCAUUCGGAACUCAACUCGAUACCUAGUCUGGUUACCAGGAUCAAGGCGGCGGUCCUCUCCUCGCCCGAUAUUGAAUCGCAGAUCCAGCCCAUUCUGGCGGCACAUGAACUAUCUGAUGAUAAUGCGCAAGGAGGAAUCUGGAUCAAGAGUACAGUGUCUGAGACCCGAAUUCCUGUUCAUGAGUUUGUCUUCGCUGGGCGAAGUGCGGUUCUAAGAAGAGCUCUCGGAGAAUUUCGCCAGAAUUAUUACUUCUCCAUCCCAGACGUCCUUGCGAUCGAGUAUGAUCGCAAUGGGCAAGUCCAAGUGGUUUUUCAGGGUGUCGAUUUCUUGUCGAUCCUAAACCUGGCCUUUUUCUUAUACACCGACAGUGUAUUGGACGUUUGGCGCGAGAUCAGACACUCUUCAGCAAAUGCCUCCCGAUACCGGCAGGUCCGGACUGAAGUGAUGCGUAUUGCAUCCCACCUGGAACUUCGAACCUUGGAACGGGCGGCCAGAGUAAUGGUUGAACCGGCCCGAAGUUUGAAUGUCGACAUGGAAAGGGCCAUUCAGGAUCCUGCUUUCUUUGAAAGCAGCGAUGUGACGAUCCAAUUAAAGGGGGGAACAGCGAAAGCGCAUAGCCAGCUUCUCUGUCGGAGAUGUCCCUUUUUUGAAGGUCUGUUUCAUGGUCGAUCUGGUGGCAGAUGGCUCGCGUCACGCCGCCGUGAUGCAACAGAGGACACGAUUAGCGUUGAUCUCAAGGACCUGGAACCGAAAAUAUUCUCCUUUGUCCUGCGUCACAUCUAUGGAGACACCGAAGAGGAAUUAUUUGACGACGUCAGAUCUGAGAAUCUUGACGAUUUCAUCGAUCUUAUCCUGGACGUCAUGUCGGCCGCGAAUGAGCUGAUGAUCGAUCGGCUUGCUGAGGUCUGCCAGAAGAUGCUUGGGAAAUUUGUCAACACGCGUAAUGUCUGUCACCUUCUCAACGCCGUGGCACCUUGCACAGUAACAGAAUUCAAGGAGGCUGCCUUAGAGUACAUAUGCCUGAAUCUUGAAGUCAUGUUGGAGAAUAGAUUGCUGAAUGACUUGGACGAGGAGUUGCUUUACGAACUUGACGCGGUCUGUAAAGAAAACCAGCUCGCCCGCUAUCCUGUUUCUCGAGGUCGUAACUCCGAAGAUUACGUCCUCGAGAAGUAUCCGGAGUUGGCAGCCCAAAUAGAGAAUGACAGACAGCGAAGAAUCGAUUCGAUGAGACUUCGGUCCCGGCUUGACCAAGAUGAGCUACAUGAUGAGAAAACUAGAGCAGGCGGGGUUGAAAAAUCAACGUCUUCGCCGUCAGCACGGAAAACAAAGCCUCUACACUCCAGUGAGGGUAAAACCGUGGUCAACAGUCCUGGGCUCAAAUCAAAACAGUCUACUAGUGACUUGAUGUUCCAAAUGGAUGAAGAGGGUGCGCUGUCGCCUGCUCCUCCGCGCAAGGGCAAGUCGCUGUCUGGCGGGCCCAGUUCUGAGGACAUAAGCGACAGUCGGCGAGUUUCUGGUCCUUCACUGGCAUCUAGCCAACCGAAACUAAGCCAGGGUGAUUCUUUGGACGAGCGAAGUUAUCUGGAUGCCAAAAUGGGCUCGAUGGACAGCGCUGGUGUCGGAAGUCCAGCUGGGGGUCUGAGUCCGACGCCGCAAAAGAUCCAAUCAGGCUCUCCCACUCCUGGGAAUUCCGGCUCCAAAGCUCCCUGGGGUUCGCCCGUGAUAUCUGGAGUCAAACGAGACUUGAAGGAGAUUAUGGCUGAGGCAUCACAGUCACGAGUCUCGAACCUGACUCUGGGCAUGUCGGGCCGUCAAAACAACUCCACGGGUGGUAGUUUUGCUCCAAAACUCUCCCAGAGAGAGAGGAAGAAGCUCCACCAGCAGCAACUCCAAGAAAGCCUGGCAGCAGAGCAAAAGGCUAAGGAAGCUCGCAAAUCACCGUGGCAAACUCCUGCCAAACAGAUAUUGUCGGCUGAACCGCCGACUGAGCCUGGGUGGGGAAAAGGUGCCUCUGACCAAGUGAAAACACCCCCGAAGCCUCCUGCCUUGACUCUCCGGCAAACAGUUGCUGGUGUACCGCCGGGGUCGAGUCCUUCACAGAUUCAAGUCCGUAACGUCUCAAGUCCUCUCCCGACACCACCAAAACCUGCAAAACCUGCUCAAACCACGCCGGGACCGCAACCCUCACCUAACCUGUCUACACCUACGAAGCCAGUAGUGAUUCAGUCCAUACGUCACACUCCCCUUCCAGAACGCUCACGGCCUAGUUACACCGGAUCUUCAUCUGGCCAACUAUCACUGGCAUCGAUUCUCCUCGAGCAGCAAGCGGAGAAGGACGAAAUGCGUGAAGCUGCGACAACCAAGCACAGUCUCCAGGAUAUCCAGCUGGAGCAGGAGUUCCAGGAGUGGUGGGACAAGGAAAGCAAGCGAGUGAUGGAAGCCGAAGCCGCUGCGGCUGCUGCUAAAGAACAACGCAAAGCAGGCCAUCAUCACCACCACCGUUCACGGGGCAAAAAUCGAGGACAACGCAAGGACCGGGGUAAAGAUACAACCAGCGCGUCUGACGCUCCUUCCGCCGCCAACGCGUCUUCUUCCGCUAAUAAUAAUGAUAAGAAUGCCCCCGAGAAACGGAACAAUACCAGCCACCGCUCGAACCACCACCACCACCCAAAAGGAGCACAACCAGCACAACCUCCCACCGGUGCUAAUAGCCAGGCCGAUGAAGGCGGUAAUAACAGCAUCACCCACCGUGGUGGUCAUGGACGGCCGCGGCCAUCCAAGGGGAAAGAACGGGCCCAGGCAUAA
Messenger RNA from Rasamsonia emersonii CBS 393.64, 5436 nucleotides. RefSeq names its product BTB domain and ankyrin repeat protein. Gene Ontology annotation, molecular function: protein binding. The record is from RefSeq and is a predicted model, not a curated record. The transcript is spliced from 5 exons. The coding region runs from base 1 to 5436 and encodes 1811 amino acids. NCBI's taxonomy places the organism in Eukaryota, Fungi, Ascomycota, Eurotiomycetes, Eurotiales, Trichocomaceae.